This is a messenger RNA of Lolium perenne, 5577 nucleotides long. RefSeq names its product DNA-directed RNA polymerase IV subunit 1-like. The record is from RefSeq and is a predicted model, not a curated record. Gene Ontology annotation, biological process: DNA-templated transcription. NCBI's taxonomy places the organism in Eukaryota, Viridiplantae, Streptophyta, Magnoliopsida, Poales, Poaceae. Gene Ontology annotation, molecular function: DNA-directed RNA polymerase activity; DNA binding.
AGGCUUUGUCCUUUCUUCUUCCCUGGAGCAGCUCGCUCUUGAGCGCAUCACAGAACCGUCGACGCCAUGGCGCUCCAGUCUCUCCUUGUCGUUGGCCCCCUCUCGAAAUCCAUACGAAAGUUUUCUUUAUCUCUCCUUGUCGAGAUCUCCACUAUCCCCUAUUUCCGCAUCCUCUCGUGCCCUGUAAUGCCAGUAUGCCAUCGUCGUGCUUGUCUUCCCCAACUCCGGCUGUCCGCCAUUGUCGCGUCGAUCUCCUCCACCCCCUCGCCCCGGUCCUCCUACACCGGUUUGCCGCCGUAUUUCCGUACUCUUGAAGCCGGAGAAGCUCUCCCUGAGCAGUAGCGCGCCUCGAGCCUCCUCGCCCGUCAGUGUGCGUUGGCCACCCCGCCGUCGGCCAUGGCGUCGCACACGCGCCUCCUCUUCCCAACCCGAACUCGCUUCCAUCAUUACGGAAUUGCCCUUCCGUUCGGUGGAUUUUUGCGAGGAGGGGCCAAGGACUCUCGAUUCGAUUUGGUAGGAAUCGUGUUGGGUAUGAACUGGUUCUUGUUUUUGAAACUGUCUCGGAAUAACGUCUUUGUGCGGCCUAAAUGAAAACUGGGCCGUCAUUGGGUCCGAGCUGGGAUCGCCGCUGGUCCGAAAAUUCCAAAAUUUCCCUCCUGCUCUCCCCUGCCGCCUAUUCCCAAUUCCCAAACCCCAGGAUACAAAUAGCGCCCGAAGUCCCAAACCUUUCUCUCCUCAGUGCGGCCGCCGCAAUACUUCUCCGACCGAGAAUUCUGUCCCCGUCCCCAGCUUCCAUCCUCCUCUCUCUCCCCUGCGCCUUCUUCUUCCUCUUCGUAUCGGGUUGGUCGCAAGAUUGAUAACGCAUUUCUUUCUUCUCCUUAACUUGCUGAGCCGGUGGCAUAGGGGCACGGCUAGGCGCCGCCACCCUCCAACUGCUGUCGGAUCGGACUAAACUCGACUCAUCGUAGCGUCCCUUCUUCCUUUGCAGGAUGGAUGAGCUAAAUGAUCAAAUGGACCAGCCUACAGCCGUGCUGAAGGCCAUACAAUUUGAUCUCAUGACCAGUGCAGAUAUGGAAAUAUCAAGUAGCGCGACCGUCAUAAAAGGAUCUGAUGUGACUAGUGCCAAGUUGGGAUUGCCAGCUAAGGCAACACAGUGUGAGACUUGUGGAUCGGAAAGCUCACGUGAUUGCGAUGGUCAUUCUGGUGUUAUUAAGCUGCCGGCAACUGUGUUCAGCCCGUAUUUUAUCAAGGAAGUUGUUCAGUUACUGAAUCAGAUAUGUCCUGGCUGUUACGCUCCAAGGAAAAACAGAGAUUCAAAGUUGUUGAAGAACUCAGAUGGGGGAACAAGUCAGUCAACUUGCAAGUAUUGCUCAAAGGAUGGUGCUAAACUUUACCCGAGUGUAAUCUUUAAGGCGCUGAAAAGUCCAAGAGUAACGCUGUCCAGGAAAAAAAUUAAACGUGACCCUACUGUUAUAGACACAAUUUCGAUUACCGCAGAAGUUGCCUACAGAGUGACAAAUAUGUUGACGAAUGAAGGUCCACAUCAAGCUCUUCCCAAGGAUUAUUGGGGUUUUAUACCUCAUGACCAUGACCAGCUCCCUCAACCAAAUGUGACCAAGAUAUUAUUAUCUCCUCAUCAAGUAUGUCACAUGCUGAAACAACUUGAUCCUGAGCUUAUUAAUAACAACUUUCCUUCAAGUCAUCAUCUCCUGUUCCUGUCAAGUUUGCGGGUGACUCCUAACUGUCAUCGUGUGGCCGAGAUGUCCUACAGGUUCUCAGAUGGCUCUCGCUUAGCUUAUGAUGACCUGACAAAAGCUUAUAAGAGGACUGUUGAUGUCGGUAGGAAAGUUGAUGACUUCCAUCAGUAUCCAAAGAUCAGUUUCCUUUCACUUGUCACAAGCCAAGUUAUGGAGUGCCUGAAAUCAUCUAAGUUACACUCUAAAAAGACAGAUAAUGAAUCAUCAAUAGCCAUGUAUGGAAUGAAAUGGAUGAAGGAUGCCGUUCUCAGCAAACGGUCAGAUAAUGCAUUUCGCACUACUAUGGUUGGUGAUCCCAAGAUUAGAUUACAUGAAAUUGGCAUCUCCGUAGAUUUAGCUUCGAACUUGGUUGUUGCUGAACAUGUUAAUUCUUACAAUGUCGAGAGCUUAAAUUUGAAGUGCAGCCUUCACCUUCGUGCCAAGAAAAUACUACUCACUCGGCGCAAUGAAGAGCUAAUUCAUGUUAAGAGAACAAAUCAGCUACAAAUUGGUGACAUUGUAUACAGGCCAUUACAGGAUGGCGACAUUAUUCUUAUCAAUAGGCCACCCUCAGUACAUCAACACUCUGUUAUUGCACUCUCUGCAAAGUUAUUACCAGUUCAGUCAGUUGUUUCAAUCAACCCACUCUGCUGUGCCCCUUUAAUGGGUGAUUUUGAUGGCGAUUGUUUACAUGGAUAUGUCCCACAGUCUAUACGAUCAAGAGUUGAGCUUGGAGAGCUAGUAAGCUUAAGCCACCAACUGUUGAAUGUGCAAGACGGACGAAGUGUGGUGUCCUUAACACAUGAUUCUUUAGCUGCUGCACAUUUGUUAACAAGCUCAGAUAUUUUAUUCAAUAAGACUGAGUUUCAGCAACUUCAAAUGUUAUGUCAUUCACUCUCGCUGACACCAAUGCCGUCAAUAGUUAAAUCGAUGAACUCUCAAGCUUCACUGUGGACUGGCAAGCAGUUGUUCGGCAUGCUGGUUCCUUCUGGUAUGAAUUUUAGUAUUGAUCCCAAGUUACAGAUCAUAGACGGUGAAGUACUUUCCUGCUCUUCCGAAGCUUUUUGGCUGCAGAGUAACACAUCUGGCCUUUUCUCUGCCAUGUUUAAACAGUAUGGGGCUGAGGCUCUUCAGUUCCUGUCAUCUGCUCAGGAUAUACUAUGUGAAUUCUUAACCAUGAGGGGCUUAAGUGUCUCUCUUUCAGAUUUUUAUCUGUUCUCGGAUCAUUACUCAAGGAGAAAACUUGCUGAUGAAGUUAAUCUAGCAUUGGAUGAGGCUGAAGAGGCUUUUCUUGUCGAACAACUAUUGCUAAGCCCAAAUUCCAUACCAAAUCUGAAGUGUUAUGAUGACUGUGCUGAUCUAUCAAAUUUUCAUAAACAAUCUGAUUUCAGUCAGAACAAUGUACCGAUGAUCAAAUCUUCAAUCAUUGCAUUUAAGAGUGUGUUCAGUGAUCUUCUUAAGAUGGUUCAGCAACACACGAGUAAAGAGAAUUCGUUGAUAGCGAUGAUGAAUGCAGGAAGUAAGGGUAGCAUGCUGAAGUUUGUGCAACAAACUGCAUGUGUCGGUCUUCAACUUCCUGCAAGAAAAUUUCCGUUUAGAAUUCCUUCAUAAAUCUCAUGUGCUAGAUGGAGUAAACUUAAAUCAUUGGAUAGUGACAAUGCCGAGGGAACAGGUGAAUGCUUGGGAGGCCGAAACUCAUAUGCUGUGAUCAGAAAUUCUUUUAUAGAUGGUUUAAGUCCAUUGGAGUGUCUUCUGCAUUCAAUUGUUGGCAGGGCAAGUUGCUUCAGUGAGAAUGCAGAUGUUCCCGGGACAUUAACGAGAAACCUAAUGUAUCACUUGAGAGAUACAUAUGUUGCUUAUGACGGAACUGUUAGGAGUUCUUAUGGGCAGCAAAUAACCCAGUUCACUUAUGAUACUGUUGAAGACAUGUACACUGAUGGCAGUCUGGAAGGUGAAAUUGGUGCCCCUGUUGGUUCUUGGGCUGCUGGCUCCAUUUCGGAAGCUGCAUAUGGAGCUUUGGAUCACCCAGUGAACAUCUUAGAGGACUCUCCUCUCAUAAGUUUGCAGGAUGUAUUAAAGUGCCAGAAGGGUGCCAAUUCUCUGGAUCAUUUCGGUUUUCUGUUCCUGUCAAAGAAUCUAAAAAGGUAUAGAUAUGGUCCGGAGUAUGGAUCGCUAGAAGUUAAGGAUCAUCUUGAACCAGUGAAGUUUUCUGAUUUUGUUGACACCGUCAUGAUUCUAUAUAACGUACGAGGUAUACAGACAAGGAAAGAGAGCACAUGGAUUACUCAUUUUCAUAUAAGCCAGGAAAUAAUGAAGAGGAAAAAAAUGGGAUUAAGAUCUCUUAUAGAUGAGCUGACAGAACAAUACAUGAGAGACCGAGACCAGUCAACCAUUGUGUUCCCGGAUGUAUAUAUUUCGAAGGGCAAAGGUUCUGCUGGGAAUGAUGAGUGUGUUAACGAGCAGACUUGUUGCAUUACUGUGAUAACAGAGGACGAUUCCAACUCAAUAUCUCAGUUGGACACUAUCAAGAAAAGGGUGAUCCCAAAGCUCCUGUCCAUGCUAGUUAAAGGAUUUUUGGAAUUUAAGGAUGUUGAGAUCCAGUGUCAGCAAGACAAUGAACUUGUUGUGAAAGUUGGUAUGUCUGAGCAUUGCAAGAGUGGGGAGUUCUGGGCUAAUCUACAAAAUGCUUGCGUUGCAAUAUUUGAGUUGAUUGAUUGGGAGCGGAGCCGACCAGGGAGCGUAUAUGAUAUUUCCUUCUCAUACGGCGUAGACUCGGCGUGGAAUUUUUUUGUUGAAUCUUUAAGAUCAACAACUGAUGAUAUUGGAAGGAAUAUUCGUCGGAAGCACUUGCUGGUUGUGGCAGAUAGUCUAUCUGUAAGUGGGCAGUUCCAUGGGCUAAGCAGUCAAGGUUUAAAGCAACAGCGGACUCGAUUAUCAAUCUCAUCUCCAUUUUCUGAAGCUUGUUUCUCUAGACCUGCACAAAGUUUUGUAAGUGCUGCAAAGCAAUCUUCAGUGGACAAUCUCUGUGGUACUGUAGAUGCAAUGGCCUGGGGCAAAGAGCCUUUUGCCGGAACGUCGGGUCCUUUCGAGAUUAUGUAUUCUGGAAAGGUGCAUGAACCCAUAGCGAGUGUGAAUGUCUAUGAGUUUCUACAGAACCCUGAAGUACGGGAUGCUAACUCAAAUGGUGGCACCAUAUCUGAGCAACAUGAUUUUGUUAGUGCUAGGGUUGGUUUAUGGGACAACAUUAUUGAUAUGCGCACCUGCUUGCAGAACAUGCUACAAAAGUACAAACUGAAUGAAUAUUUCACGGAGCUAGAUAAAUCAGACGUGAUUGAGGCCCUGAGAUUUCAUCCAAGAGGGCAUGAAAAGAUUGGUGCUGGAAUAAGAGAUAUAAAGAUCGGACACCAUCCUAGUCACCCAGGCACAAGGUGCUUCAUUCUGAUACGGGACGAUGAUAGCACCGAAGACUUCUCUUACAGGAAAUGUGUCCAGGGGGCUGCGGAUUCUAUCUCGCCUCAGCUCGGAAGUUACGCAGAGAAGAUACUGCGUUAUAGAGCAGUCUGAUCACAGUAGUCGGCAGCAGCUCUCUUGCCGUUUUGUUCUAGUUUUGAACCUAUGAUCAGGCGACAAGGAGAGAGCUUUUAGUGUUCUGUUUGUCGACAAACAGCUGUCAGAACAGAAGCGGAGGAUGUUAGCUAUCUCAAAGAACAAUGAACUGGCUAAGAAUGCCAUGCUUCUUCGCUGCCAUUUUGUGAUAGGAAAAGACAGACAUGUUGUCGUCCCAUUUUUGUUCCCCUCUUGUUGUUGUACAACUUUUUUACCCCCCCCCCCCCCCCCCCCC